Molecule: messenger RNA, 1869 nt
Organism: Aureobasidium musti
Lineage: Eukaryota; Fungi; Ascomycota; Dothideomycetes; Dothideales; Saccotheciaceae
Source: the annotation of a GenBank genome assembly
AUGGAAAAGUUCCUGCGCGACUGGCGACAGGAUGCUUUGAACAAACACCAGUACGAAUCGGCCAUCUUUGUCGGUGACAAGCUGCUCGCCUUGACCAACAAUGACAAGGAUGCCUUCUGGCUGGCCCAAGUGCACUUCUCGACAGCAAACUACACUCGCGCCCUUGGUUUCCUCUCUCGACAAGACCUGAUCGCCCGCAAUCCAUCAUGUAAAUAUCUCGCCGCGCACUGCUACGUCAAGCAGAGUCGAUACGAUGAAGCAUUGCAUAUCCUCGGCGACAAGAAUCCUGUUCAUCUCAUAACCUCGUCCGAUCGAUCACGGCGGAAACUUCAACACCUAGACCCACGCAAUGCCCUCGGAAAGAUGGCAAAAUUGCCCCAGUUGAGAUCAGAUCGGGCGGACCGCAGUGAAGAAAGAGACAAGGAAGACAUGAGCAAUAUUCGCUUCGAGGCUGCCAUGUGCUAUCUGCGCGGUCUGUGCUAUGCAAAACAAAACGCCUUUGAUCGCGCCAAAGACUGUUACAAAGAUGCCGUACGGAUUGAUGUUCUCUGUUUCGAAGCUUUCGAUCAGCUCAUGAAGAACUCGCUCAUGUCGCCAGCCGAGGAAUGGGAGUUUCUGGACUCCCUGGACUUUGACAGCGUCAGCGCUUCCGAUGCUCCUGCCUCGAGUAUGCAAGAAGCUGGAGAAUUUACGAAAAUGCUCUAUAUGACGAGACUAUCAAAAUACAGCAGGCCCGACGACUUCAACGCUGCAGUUGAAACUCUUUCAACGCAUUACAACCUCUCUAGCAAUUCUUCCAUCUUGUUAUCCAAGGCCGAACUGCUCUUUACGAAUUGCCGCUUCCGGGAUGCUCUCGCCUUGACAACGCAAAUACUCGAAACAGACCCUUACAAUUUCUCUGCUCUACCUGUCCAUCUAGCUGCCCUAUUCGAACUCAAGGAAACAAACGCUCUGUUCCUCCUCUCACACGAUUUAGCAGAUACACACCCAGAAGAAGCGUGCACUUGGCUAGCAGUAGGAACAUACUAUCUUAGCAUCUCCCGCAUCCCCGAAGCUCGCGGCUACUUCUCAAAAGCAUCCCUCAUGGACCCUCAUUUCGGUCCUGCUUGGAUUGGUUUCGCUCACACCUUUGCCGCAGAAGGCGAACAUGAUCAAGCCAUAUCUGCCUACUCGACAGCCGCCCGCUUGUUCCAAGGCACCCACCUUCCGCAACUCUUCCUUGGCAUGCAAAAUCUCUGUCUCGGCAACCUAAGUCUGGCAAGAGAGUACCUUGAAACUGCAUACACGAUGUGCGAAAACGAUCCUCUAGUGCUCAACGAAAUGGGCGUUGCAUACUACCAAGACCAACAAUUUGACUCUGCAAUCCGCACUUUUGAGCUUGCCAUCUCCAUUGCUGAAGAGGUUUCUGCUUCUUCAGCGCCGGCGGCAAGUUUAGAUAUCAAGACUAAUCUUGCACAUGCCUAUCGCCGCAAUCAACAAUACUCAAAAGCUCUAGAUACAUUUUCAGAAGUGUUGAGGCUGGGCGGCAAAGAUGCGGGUAUCUUCUCUGCCAAGGGAUUGGUAUUGCUGGAAUUGGAAGAGUGGUUCGAGGCUACAGUUGUCUUGCACGAGGCACUCGCUCUAUCGCCGCAAGAUCCUAUCGCUACCGAAUUACUCUCUCGCGCGCUGGAAGGCCUAGAAGGUGAAACCCGUAUAGCGGAUGCAGAAGACGAGGAAAUGGACAGGAUACUAGAAUCCAAACUCGCCAUUGCAGAACAGAGGAAUAGAAGAAGAGGCAGAGCAAGGAUGGGUAUGGACAGCGAGAUGGAAAACUCAGAAGUACAGGAUGUGACGGAGGUUAGUGGUGUGGACGAAGAGGAUUGGACUUGA